Messenger RNA from Oryza sativa Japonica Group (Japanese rice), 1244 nucleotides. RefSeq names its product ATP-dependent Clp protease proteolytic subunit 5, chloroplastic. The record is from RefSeq and is a predicted model, not a curated record. Lineage: Eukaryota; Viridiplantae; Streptophyta; Magnoliopsida; Poales; Poaceae. Gene Ontology annotation, cellular component: endopeptidase Clp complex. Gene Ontology annotation, molecular function: ATP-dependent peptidase activity; serine-type endopeptidase activity; ATPase binding. Gene Ontology annotation, biological process: protein quality control for misfolded or incompletely synthesized proteins.
CAUGGCCCGCGUCUUCUCCUCGUCUUCCUCUCUCUCGAGUCUCGAAGAAGACACACACUAUUCUCUCUUCUUCUUACCACCCUCUCCCGGAUAAGAGGCGCAACCAAAGCCCCCACCCUCGCCCAAAACCCCCACGAGCCGCGGCCAUGGCGACCACCACCACCACCCCCUCCUCCUCUCUCACCGCCCCUCUCCUCCGCCCGAGCUCGAACGCGAACCCCGCCCCGAGAUCUCUGCCGCUCCUCAGGAGCCGGAGGUGCGCUCGGGCCGUGGCGACCGCCGCCGCCGCCGCUGGCCACGGGGCCGCUCAUCAGAGGAGCGGGAUUUGGUCGAUCAGGGAUGAUUUGGUGGUGCCGAGGUCGCCCUACUUCCCUGUGGAGUAUGCGUCGGGGCAGGAACGCGGGCCAUCGCCCAUGGUGAUGGAGCGGUUCCAGAGCGUCGUCAGCCAGCUCUUCCAGCACAGGAUUAUCCGGUGUGGUGGACCCGUGGAGGAUGAUAUGGCGAACAUCAUCGUUGCCCAGCUGCUAUAUCUCGAUGCCAUCGAUCCUAACAAGGAUAUCAUUAUGUAUGUGAAUUCUCCUGGAGGAUCAGUGACAGCUGGGAUGGCCAUAUUCGACACGAUGAAGCAUAUCAGACCUGAUGUUUCCACAGUUUGUAUUGGACUUGCUGCAAGUAUGGGAGCUUUUCUGCUUAGUGCUGGGACAAAAGGGAAGCGAUACAGCUUACCUAACUCAAGAAUAAUGAUCCAUCAACCUCUCGGAGGAGCCCAAGGACAAGAGACUGAUCUUGAGAUCCAGGCUAAUGAGAUGCUGCAUCACAAGGCUAACCUGAAUGGAUACCUAGCAUACCACACUGGGCAGCCCCUAGAUAAGAUCAACGUAGAUACUGACCGUGAUUACUUCAUGAGCGCGAAGGAGGCAAAGGAGUAUGGUCUAAUUGAUGGAGUUAUCAUGAAUCCCCUUAAAGCCCUUCAACCGCUUCCUGCUUCUAGUUAGCCAUGGAGUGCUCAAUCUCCACGGAGCAUUUUUUGGUUAUCUUUUAGAACUGUUAUUGCAUCCACUGUUUUUAUUAGCUUGGCAAGAUAGUUUUGCGAUUCCACAAGCAACCACAUCCUGAGGCUUCAAAGUUUGUACAAUACAGAUGUACUACUAGGAGGAUAUCUUCUGCGAUGAAUAUUGCAACUUAUUUGAUGUACUAUUAGGAGGAUAUCUUCUGCGAUGAAUAUUGCAACUUAUUUGAUACUC